Molecule: messenger RNA, 234 nt
Organism: Angiostrongylus costaricensis
Lineage: Eukaryota; Metazoa; Nematoda; Chromadorea; Rhabditida; Metastrongylidae
Source: the annotation of a GenBank genome assembly
AUGGACGCCUCGGCGGCGGAGGCAUGGUUUUCGUGCUUUCCAAUGAGAUCAGAUGGCGACCAUUGCGCAAGUGGUGCGCGGAAAUACGGGCGUGGUCAGGCGAUGUCACCGACCGACGCGGUCAUCGAGCACAUGAAUCGCUUCGCUGUACUGGCGAUAGUUUCUUGUUUCGUGGACGAAUCGUCGCCCGAACAAGGAAUCGACGAAGAAACACAAGGCGCCGCCGACAGAUGA